Molecule: messenger RNA, 1585 nt
Organism: Xenia sp. Carnegie-2017
Lineage: Eukaryota; Metazoa; Cnidaria; Anthozoa; Malacalcyonacea; Xeniidae
Product: tetratricopeptide repeat protein 38-like
Exons: 16
Coding region: 92-1501 (469 amino acids)
Molecular function (GO): protein binding
Source: RefSeq, a predicted model, not a curated record
CUGAGCAUUCUCCGAAUACGCAAUGUGUCACACAAUAUACACGGGUACAUGCAACUUGUAAUUUUCGUGUUGAGGUGCAACAACGGAGCAAAUGUCUUCUGCGAAACAUCGAGAAUGGCGGGAUCUUGCGGCAUGGAAAAGUGAAGGUUUGUCGUUAUCAACAACGAGCGAUAGAUCUGCAAAGCUUUUUGAUGCUGCUGUGACUCAGUAUCUCGGCUGGUAUGACGACCCCAAUGUCGGUGGACUCGAAUCUUCGCUUAAAGAGAUGAUGGAAGGGGAUCCCGAUUUCGUUAUGGGACAGGUUUUGUCGAGCGGCCUGGAACUCAUUGGAACUGGGACGAACAUUUGGAAGAACGAUGGUCUGAGGCAGUCCAUUGACCGUAUGGUAAAGUUGGUGGAAAAGCCAGAAACGAUUUUGACCGAUCGCGAGAGAAAGCACGUGACUGCCAUACAAAAUUGGUCGCAAGGUUUUGUCGAAAAAGCUGGCAAUAUUUGGGAAGAUAUCUUGAAUGAAUAUCCGACUGACGUGACUGCCUUGAAGUUUGCUCACGAUUCUUACUUUUAUCUUGGAUAUCAGGAACAAUUACGUGAUUCUAUCGCAAAAGUAAUGCCCCAUUGGAAUGAAACGAUGCCCCUUUACGGAUUUUUAAAUGGAAUGUAUGCGUUCGGAUUGGUGGAGACGAAUUUUUACAACAAGGCGGAAACUUAUGCGAAGAAGGGUCUUCAAAUAAAUCCUUACGACUGCUGGUCGACGCAUGCGCUAUGCCAUGUGAUAGAGAUGGAGGGAAGAAACGACGAAGGAAUUAAGUUUUUGGACGAUACAGAAGAAUAUUGGACAAGAGGUGAAAUGCUCGCCUGUCAUAACUACUGGCAUUGGGCUCUUUACCACAUUGAAAAGGAGGAGUAUGAAACAGCCAUUGACAUUUACGACCAGCAGGUAUCAAAGCGAUGCAAAUCAGGAGCAAUGCUCGAUCUCGUCGAUGGAUCAUCGUUGUUGUACAGACUGGAACUCGAAGGUGUCAAUGUUAAGGACAGGUGGCGGGAAAUGCGCGAGCUUUGGGGUGACAAGCAUGCUGACGAUCAUGUAUUGGUCUUUAAUGACUUGCAUUUACUGAUGUGCACGUUGAGGUCGAAGGACGAAGAAGAAACGAAGAAAAUUAUGCAGUCGUUGAAAGACUACAUGCAGGAACGCGAAGGAAAUAAUCGCGAUGUGUGUGACGAAGUUGGCUUAAAAAUGUGCGAGGCUUUUGAGUACUUUGAUAAGGAAGAUUAUGAGAAGUCCACUGACCUGCUUGCUCCACUUCGAUAUAAGAUCGUGAAAAUUGGUGGAAGUAAUGCUCAGAGAGACAUUUUUAACCAGUUUUUGAUUCAUUCGGCUUUGCGAUCGCCGCGAAAAUCUCACCAGUGCUUUGCAAGAGCUUUGCUCGCGGAACGAAAAGCUUUAAAGAGUAAUUCUCCUUUGACCGACCGACUAAUCUCAAAAGCUAUUGCAGUGCAUUGAUUUGCUCAAAGCAUCGCCUAAUAAAAAUUAUGUAAGCUUUUAACUGGCUACAAACAGCCGAAUAAAAUAAAUUUCACGCUGAAA